Molecule: messenger RNA, 889 nt
Organism: Callorhinus ursinus (northern fur seal)
Lineage: Eukaryota; Metazoa; Chordata; Mammalia; Carnivora; Otariidae
Source: RefSeq, a predicted model, not a curated record
AUGAUCCAUCCCGCACCCCGGCUCUCUGUGCCCGCCGCGCUGGCCCUGGGCUCGGCCGCGCUGGGCGCCGCCUUGGCCACCGGCCUCUUCCUGGGGAGCCGGUUCCAUCCCUGGCGAUCCCGGCGAGAGAAGCGCCUGCUGCCCCCUGAAGACAGCCCCCUGUGGCAGUAUCUGCUGAGCCGCUCCAUGCGGGAGCACCCGGCGCUGCGGAGCCUGCGGCUGCUGACCCUGGAGCAGCCCCAGGGAGAUUCCAUGAUGACCCGUGAGCAGGCCCAGCUUCUGGCCAACCUGGCGCGGCUCAUCAAGGCCAAGAAGGCUCUGGACCUGGGUACUUUCACAGGCUACUCAGCCCUAGCGUUGGCCUUGGCGCUGCCCCCGGCCGGGCGCGUGGUGACCUGUGAGGUGAACCCGGGGCCCCCGGAGCUGGGGCGGCCCCUGUGGAGGCAGGCUGAGGAGGAGCACAAGAUCGACCUUCGGUUGAAGCCCGCCCUGGAGACCCUGGACGAACUCCUGGUCGCGGGCGAGGCCGGCACCUUCGACAUGGCCGUGGUGGACGCGGACAAGGAGAACUGCACCGCCUACUAUGAGCGGUGCCUGCAGCUGCUGCGCCCCGGAGGCAUCCUCGCGGUCCUCAGUGUCCUGUGGCGCGGAGAGGUGUUACAGCCUCAACCAGGGGACACCGAGGCCCAGUGCGUGCGAAACCUGAACGAGCGCAUCCUGCGGGACGCCAGGGUCCACAUCAGCCUCCUGCCUCUGGGCGACGGCCUCACCUUAGCCUUCAAGAUCUAGGGCCGGCCCCUAGCGGGUGGCCUCAAGGAAGGGGACCUGGGAACCCCAGACAUCAACCCUGAGUUUUAAAUUCGACAAUAAAGUGGGGCCUGGGACACGA